Molecule: messenger RNA, 2832 nt
Organism: Hirundo rustica (Barn swallow)
Lineage: Eukaryota; Metazoa; Chordata; Aves; Passeriformes; Hirundinidae
Gene: TICAM1
Product: TIR domain containing adaptor molecule 1
Exons: 2
Coding region: 561-2600 (679 amino acids)
Biological process (GO): TRIF-dependent toll-like receptor signaling pathway; response to exogenous dsRNA; lipopolysaccharide-mediated signaling pathway
Molecular function (GO): protein kinase binding
Source: RefSeq, a predicted model, not a curated record
CAGCCCCGCUCCGCCCCGCUCCGCCCUCCGCGCUCAGCGCCCCGAGCCGCUUCCGCCUGCCCCGGCCGCAGGUUAUCGGCUAGAAAGGGUUUCCUCUACACCUGUUUUAUUCCUCGACUGCCCUCACAAGGAGCCUGCGAGACCCCUGGAACCAGCUGCCUGGAGACUCUUGGAUUUACCUAAAUAUAGCAUUAUUUCCUCAAUUAUUUUAAACCAGUUGCAAUUAAUGUGAAAGGAAUGCAAAGAAUGUGCUCUUUGCUUAGUCACAGAGUUGGAACGAUGCACAGAGCACUGGCACAGCUGCAAGCACCGAACAGAUGGAAAAAUAUUUGGGAGGUGUGAGAGAGAGCCUGGCAGCUCCAGGAGAUUCCCCCAGCGCCCACAUCACCCCUCUGAACGCUGUCCUGUGUUCUCCUCACAGAUUCCCAGCCGAGUCCCUGGGCACCAGAGGGUUUGUGUGGUACGAGGAGCGCAGCCGGGGCACCCCGAGCCCCACAGGGAGACAACCCUUGGCCAGAAGAUGAUUUUCCCGUCUGUGCUCCGGGCCAGGGGCUGCUGAGAUGGCACAGAGAGCUGAGCUGCAGCCAAGCCUCGAGGAUGUGUUCAACAUUCUGUCCCAGGCCCCAACAGAGAAACUGCUGAGCCUCAAACUCAAACUGAAGCACUUGAAACCUGGGCCCUGCAGCAAGUUACUGCAGGCUAUGGUCCUGCUUACUCUGGGCCAAGAAACGGAUGCAAGAAUUUGUCUGGAUGCCUUGAGGGAUAACCGGGCAGCACAGUACAUCCAGCAGGUCAAACUGGGCGCCGCAGGAGUGCGGGAGGACGGGGAGGAUCUGCAGCCUCCCCAGCUGGAUGCAGGUGCCAUGGCACUGCUGGCACAGGUGUAUGCAGUGCUGGCACAAGAGGAGCUGUGCAGUCCCCAGGCCAGGGACAAAGCCUGCCAGGCUGCCACCAAAGCCUGCCACGCCACCAGUGACGCUCAGCGGGGGACAUCCAACAACAUCCCACCCAAGGACCAGGACAAACAGGGCUCAGGGGACAGGUUUUCCACACUGAGAUCCCAUGAGGAUGCAGGAUUUCCCCACGCAGCCAGCUCCCACUGCAUGGGGAGGAGUUCACCGGUGCAGUUUGGAGGCUGCUCAGACCUUUCAGCCCCACGGACCCUGUGCUCUGUGGGGAGCUCCUCCCUGCCCAGCUGUUUGGAGAUCAGCACAUCACCAACAGCUGCUUUUCACGCCCAGCCCUCUGUCCCUGCGUGUGUCCCCUGUAAUUGUGCUGGACAUCCCGAGGGGGACACCCAGAGCCACAGCCCGCAGGAAUCCAGCUGGGCCAGCACACCCAGCUCUCCAGCUGGGCAGGACACAGCUGCCCAAGGGCCCUGGCCAGAGAAGGUUCUGCAGCUCAGUCCCUGUCACUCCACCCCUCUCCCUGUUCCCGAGACGCCGCUGCCCUCAGAGCCUGCCCAAAACAGUGAUGUGUCCAGCACGGUGAUAGAGCCCCACAUACCAAGAGAAAAGCAGGAUGAAAAGCAAUUCUCUACUGCUGUCCCUGACCCCAGGGCUGCAGUGGAGACUGCUCCUGCCCAUGUGCCCAUAGAGGAUUCCAACAUUCCAGAAGGCAUUCCCUGUACCUCUGCACGAGCUUCUAUUUCAACCUGUUCCCUUCCUCCUCCUACUUAUUCCUUCUCCUCAACUCUUCCUCCUGUCCAGGAAUCUCACUCCAACCUAUUCUAUCCCCGUCCCCUGCGCUCAUCCCCCUCUCCAGCCUGGCCUCCUGCUGGAGGUUCCAUGAAUUCAUCAGAGCCAUAUCGUGCCAAGUUCUUCACAUUCGUUGUCCUGCACGCCAGUGAAGAUGAGAUUGUGGCCCAGAGGGUUAAGACCCGGCUGGAGGACAUGGGUGUGCCCGACGGUGCCACACUCAGUGAGGAUUUCUUCAUCGCCGGACGCAGCCACAUGACUUGCUUCCAGGAGGCCAUGGAAAACUCUGCCUUCAUCAUCCUCCUGCUGACCAAGAACUUCCCAUGCAACCUGUGCCUGUUCCAGACAGACACUGCUCUGAUGCAGUCCAUCCUGCACCCCGCCAAGAAAGACUCGGUCAUCCCGUUUCUACCCGAGACAAACGCCCUGGAGUGCAGCCAGAUCCCCAUGACGCUCAGCAUGCUCGUCACCCUGAACGAGAGCUCUCCCCUCUUCUCCAGGAACGUGUCCAACACUUUUAACCCCACGAGGAUCAUGGAGAAGAAAGCGCUGUGGUACCAGAUGCAGAGAAGGAAGCUCCAAGCGUGUUGGGAACGGCAGCAAGCCCAGCAGAACUUGGCUGCCCUGAACCUGGGCUCCACUCCCUGGGUGCCUCCGGCAGGACCACGGCCGUGGUCAGCGGAGCCAUCGGGGCAGCAGCGGCGUCCCCCUGCCCCGAGGGGACCUCCCCCUGCCCAGCUCCCCCCAGACCACUACAACAUCACGCCAGGCCAGGGGGGGAUCCCACCCCUCAUCAUCCACCACGCCCGCAUGGUUCAGAUCGGGAACCACAACGUGAUGCAGGUGGAAACUGCCCCACCUGGGCCCGGGGACAGCCAGGAGCAAACCAGGCACAACGUCUGACCCAGGGCAGCCAAGCUCAGAGACAAAAUUCAUUUCAAAUCCUGGAUUAAAGUGAUUCCGCUGGGACUGGGACUAUUAUUCUAUGCACUGAGAGUGCCAUUUUCCUGAAGCACAAAAGAAAAUUCUUCAUUUUUUUGUUGGAAGUAAGAUGUGGCGAUCUCUUGGAGCUGUUCUUCCUUGUGCACAUUUUCAAGCAACUGAGAAAAUUAUUUUCCUGAUUGUCUGGAGCUAC